UAAAGCGGGAGCAGCGAGGCAGAGGAUGUCCGCCGCCCGCCCGCCGCUCCUCAGCGCGCCCGCCGUCGCCUCCGCGACCUCAUGAAUUAGCGCAGCGGGGUGGGGGCGGGGUCCAGGAGCGAACGCUACAGCGGAACCGGCGCCCCAGGCAUGGCCAGCUCGUGCGCCGUCCAGGUGAAGCUGGAGCUGGGGCACCGAGCCCAAGUCAGGAAGAAACCCACCGUGGAGGGCUUCACCCAUGACUGGAUGGUGUUCGUCAGAGGGCCCGAGCACAGCAACAUUCAGCACUUUGUGGAGAAAGUCGUCUUUCACCUGCACGAGAGCUUCCCCAGGCCGAAAAGAGUGUGCAAGGAUCCACCCUACAAAGUUGAAGAAUCUGGGUAUGCUGGUUUCAUUUUACCAAUUGAGGUUUACUUCAAAAACAAGGAAGAACCUAAGAAAGUUCGAUUUGACUAUGACUUAUUCCUGCACCUUGAAGGCCACCCACCUGUAAAUCACCUCCGCUGUGAAAAGCUCACAUUCAACAACCCGACAGAGGAAUUCAGAAGAAAGCUGCUAAAGGCAGGAGGGAUCAUGGUAACAUCAGAUGGCACAUCAUUCUCUUCAGGACAGAGCCUCCACCUCCCCAACCUUCCCAGUAACUCUCUGUCUUUUUCUGAGGUGAAGAAGAAAUCAUCUCAUGGGACAAAGGAACCAGCUAGGAUUCUGAACACAAAUAGCAGCAGCAGUAGUAACAGUUUUACAAAGACCCACAAGUUAACAAAGGAGCACAAGGAAAAAACUUACAAAGACUCAAAAGAACAUAAAAGUGCCUUCAAAGAAUCUUCCAGGGAACACAAUAAAUCUUCCAAAGAAUCCUCUAAGAAACCCAAAGAAAACAAACCACUAAAGGAUGAAAAAGGAGUUCCUAAGACGGCCUUCAAGGAACCCAAACCCAUGUCCAAGGAGCCAAAAUCUGAGAACACCCCUAUCCUUACUGUAGCAGGUGGGCAGCAGCAAGAAAAGAAAACCCCCACAAAAAGGCCUUCUGUUCCAGACUAUGAUGAUCCUUCUGCAAAAAAAAGAAAGAAAAGUGGCUCAGAUUCAUUAUUUAAAAAUAUUUCUAGUGUGCCACCACUGAUUCUUACUUGUUCAGCUGACAAAAAACAGCCAAAGGAUAGAUCUCAGCCUCAGGUGGGGAGAGUCAAAAUUGAAAAUGAUGCACUGGAAAGGAAGACACCUGCUCUGCCACCAUUUGAUGAUAUUGUAGAUCCCAAUGAUUCUGAUGCGGAGGAAAAUGUGUCCUCCAAAUCUGAAUCUGAACAGCACAGUCCUGCCAGUUCCAGCUCCAGUUCCAGUUCCAGUUUUACACCAUCUCAAAACACCAGACAACAAGGUCCACUGAGGUCUAUAAUGAAAGAUCUGCAUUCUGAUGAUAAUGAAGAUGAGUCAGAUGAAGCAGAUGAGAAUGACAAUGAUUCUGAGUUGGAACGACCAGCGAACACACAAGGAGGAAGCAGGAGUCGCAGGGUUAGUCUGAGUGAUGGCAGUGACAGUGACAGCAGUUCAGCUUCUUCCCCACUACAUCACGAACCAGCACCACCCUUACUGAAAACCAACAAUAACCAGAUUUUGGAAGUGAAAAGUCCAAUAAAGCAAAACAAGUCUGAUAAACAAAUAAAGAAUGGGGAUUGUGAUAAGGCGUAUCUCGAUGAACUAGUAGAGCUCCACAGAAGAUUAAUGACAUUGAGAGAAAGACAUGUACUGCAACAGAUAGUAAAUCUUAUAGAAGAAACUGGACAUUUUCAUAUCACAAAUACAACCUUUGACUUUGAUCUUUGCUCACUGGAUAAAACCACAGUCCGUAAACUACAGAGUUAUCUGGAAACAUCUGGAAUCUCCUGAGGACUCAGCAUCUGGCUGCAUCAGAAACUGUUCUUUGAAUGAAACAUUCAGGAUGAUGCAACCAAAUUGGGG
Messenger RNA from Calypte anna (Anna's hummingbird), 1956 nucleotides. RefSeq names its product MLLT3 super elongation complex subunit (gene MLLT3). Gene Ontology annotation, biological process: regulation of DNA-templated transcription. The coding region runs from base 151 to 1884 and encodes 577 amino acids. The record is from RefSeq and is a predicted model, not a curated record. The transcript is spliced from 12 exons. NCBI's taxonomy places the organism in Eukaryota, Metazoa, Chordata, Aves, Apodiformes, Trochilidae. Gene Ontology annotation, cellular component: super elongation complex.